This is a messenger RNA of Hyalella azteca, 606 nucleotides long. RefSeq lists its product as uncharacterized. Bases 40 to 606 code for a protein of 188 amino acids. The transcript is spliced from 5 exons. NCBI's taxonomy places the organism in Eukaryota, Metazoa, Arthropoda, Malacostraca, Amphipoda, Hyalellidae. The record is from RefSeq and is a predicted model, not a curated record.
CGCCCCCCACAACCUCCACCCGCCCCCCAGGUGGCAGCGAUGAACGGGAGCUCCGUGGUCGCCUACUUCGGCCGCUGGGGGGACGGUGGGUGCACCAUCACCCACUUCACCCUCGACCUCCUGCACACCCACGCCUGGACCACGGUGGGGAGCAGCCUGGCCCCCCAGGAGGUGUACACCAUCACGGCCCCCCACGCUCGCUCCCUGUCUGGGGGAGACGUGGUCCCCCAGAGCGUCGCCCUCAGAGUCACCGCUCACAACACGGCGGGGGCCUCACCCAUCGCUGUCAUCGUGGAUGCUGGGGGUUGCCGGGUGUUGCCGCGGGGGUUAGGGGGGAUGUUGUCACACUCCCCAUCCUCCUCACCCCCCUCCGUCUUCCCCUCCCUCCCCUCAGCACUCGCUGCCCUCGCCGCCCUCCUGCUGCUGGUAGCUGCGGCUACCCUCGUCACUACCCUCGUCACUACCCUCGUCACUACCCUCGGCACUACCCUCGUCACUACUAUCGUCAUUACCCUACCCUCGCACCGCGAGCUCAACGGCGGCAGCGGACGCUCAGAAGGCGCGUCUGGCAGCAGAGAGCUCCAGCCUGUAUGCACCUUCGCGUAA